AGUCUUAUGUCGUCACUAUAGCUAGCUUCACACUGGUUCCGCGUGUUGAUACUGAAGAGAGGAUCGAGGAGAAACAAGUUUUUCGCAUCGCAGAGACUCAAACUCAGGCCAAAAUCACGGGAAAAUGGACAUGAAGAAGAGGGUCAACUUAGAGCUGAGGCACCGGUCGCCGACAGAAGUCCAGGAGCUGGUUCUGGAUAACUGUCGCACUGGCGAAGGGAAGAUUGAAGGAAUCACAGAAGAGUUCUCGAACCUGGAGCUGCUCAGCCUCAUCAACGUCGGCCUGACCAGCGUAGCAGACAUCCCCAAACUGGACAAACUCAAAAAGUUGGAGUUGAGUGACAACAGGAUAUCAGGCGGUCUGGAGGUUCUGGCUGAGCGGCUGGUGAACCUGACGCACCUGAACCUCAGCGGGAACAAGUUCAAAGACAUCAGCACCCUGGAGCCCCUGAAAAAGCUGCCCCAGCUGAAGAGUCUCGACCUGUUUAACUGCGAGGUGACCAACCUGGCCGACUACAGAGAAUCCAUCUUCAAGCUCCUCCCCCAGCUCACCUACCUGGACGGCUACGACAUCGAUGACUGCGAGGCGUCCGACUCCGACGGAGAAGGAGACGGAAUCGAGGAUGAGGACGAAGAAGGAGAAGAGGGAGAGUCGGAGGACUUCGAGGAGGAGGAAGAGGAGGAUGAGGAGGACGUAGUGGCCGAAGAGGACGACGAUGAAGACGACAGCGCUGAUGAUGAAGACGGAGAGGUGAACGGAGACGUGGACAGUGAGGAAGAUGACGAUGAUGAUGACGAUGAGGAGGAUGAUGAUGAGGAUUCGUCUCCGGCCAAAGGAGAGAAGAGGAAGAGGGACCCCGAUGAUGAGGAUGAUGAAGAUGAUGAUUGAGGACCCAUGAAGACCCCACAAACCCCUCCCCUCUCCCCGACCUCCCCCCCCUCCCCCACCAACGCUCGUCCUCCUCCUCCAACUCCUCCCCUCACCCGGUCGACUCCUGGGCUGCGUUCCAUCUCUAAAAACAGGUCACCUCUUGUUGGACCCUCGUCAGUUUCUCUCCUGCAGACCGAAACAACCGCCGGCAUCUUCCGUUAAUUAAUACAAUUCAUAAUAAAUCCCGGGUUGCCACAGAUGAACAAACAUUUUUGAUCGCACAAGUUUCCUCUAAAAGUGUCCUAGAAGAAGUUCCUGUUGACAUGAUUAGAACUUUCUGGCAUCUUUAAAUUCACAAAACUGAUUAUCAUCUUGUUUUGUCAGUAAAACAGCUUCAGUCGUCUGUCCAACCAGAGGGUCAUUGAGCAGCAUGAAGUGUGACGUGACCAGAAGAAACACGCACAUACGUUGAUUUCUGUUAUUGGUUUUUGAUGUUAAUUCUGUCAGAGAGGAUGUAGGAAAUUGGACUUUGGUGAUUGUCUCUUCCGUUCUAAAACAAACAAAAAAAAAUCAGAGUUUGCAAACCAGAGUUAAAAACAUGUUAUUUUUCUGCGUACUUGGCAUGUUAAUCAUGUCAGCAGGUACAACAGGACACUGACAGGGAGAUUUAUCACAUCAACUGAAUUUAUUGUGUCUCAGGAAAUAAAAUCUAGGAAUUUCGUGACAAUUUCCGCUCCAGUUUCCUACUCCGUUGACGAGACGUAAACGAAGCCGAAGCUUUAAAACGAAACAUUCCUGAGACGAAGUUUAAGACACUUGACGUCACAAUCGAGUUAUUUUGUGAUCAAAACAUGAUAAGCUUGAGUUUUCUGUAUUUCUCUAAUUUUUCUUAGAUCACAAAAUAUCUUGAUUACAUCACUUAAACUUUCCCAAUCAAUAUCUAUGUAAUAUUUCAACUGAUUUACAAUGUCAGAAUUUUUAUGAGUUACCGUGGAAAACUUACUUCGUGCACACGCUUGAAUUUUGCGGCCAAAUCUGCAGAAGGAGACCGAACAAAGGCUCAUGGGAGGUAAACCAAACCCUAGAUUCCCAUCAUUCCUGUGUUCCCCUUUAACAUCGCCUUCCUCUGGGACUGAAUCCGCAGCUGUGAUGUCAUCACCACGCUCCUGACAGGCACUGUGAUGUCAUCAACGGAUGGUCAAACCAAGUGAACACCCCUCCUGAAAAACCUCCACCCACCUUCCCGUUCCCUCCCCCCCGAGGCCGAGCGCGCUCAGGGCAAACUGUGUUCUCUCUUUUUUGCCAACAGAGCUUUUUAAAAGAAAUAUUUUUUCAGAGAAAUUGUUUUUGUUUAAUUUUGUAUGGUUGUCUGGGGACACUCGCUCUCUCUCUCUUUCUUUCUCUCUCUCUGCCUCUCGUUUCAUUUCUCUUCCUGCUCAGUAGAGAGAUCCAGUCGAUCCUUCACACUUACACUGACUAGUUGAGGUUUUGUUUUUUCUUUUAUUUUGUUUUUUUUUACUUUCUGUAAGUUAAAGGAAAAACAAACAAAAAAAACACACAAAAAGGACUUUGUAAAUAAAAUCUUAACAUUUUGCUC
Acanthopagrus latus (yellowfin seabream) is the source of this 2468-nucleotide messenger RNA. Its product is annotated as acidic leucine-rich nuclear phosphoprotein 32 family member B-like. Lineage: Eukaryota; Metazoa; Chordata; Actinopteri; Spariformes; Sparidae. Gene Ontology annotation, cellular component: nucleus. The record is from RefSeq and is a predicted model, not a curated record. Bases 125 to 889 code for a protein of 254 amino acids. Gene Ontology annotation, biological process: regulation of apoptotic process. The transcript has 7 exons. Gene Ontology annotation, molecular function: histone binding.